Dryobates pubescens (Downy woodpecker) is the source of this 1568-nucleotide messenger RNA. RefSeq names its product pyrimidinergic receptor P2Y4 (gene P2RY4). The transcript has a single exon. The record is from RefSeq and is a predicted model, not a curated record. Lineage: Eukaryota; Metazoa; Chordata; Aves; Piciformes; Picidae. Gene Ontology annotation, biological process: G protein-coupled receptor signaling pathway; transepithelial chloride transport. Gene Ontology annotation, cellular component: plasma membrane. Gene Ontology annotation, molecular function: G protein-coupled purinergic nucleotide receptor activity; G protein-coupled UTP receptor activity. Bases 10 to 1131 code for a protein of 373 amino acids.
UUGGAGAACAUGGCCACUUCUGCAGUGAGGACGUUCCCAGUUGCCCUGUGGACACCAACCUCGGCUCCCUGGCUGGGAGGAAACACCACGGCGGUGGUGGAGGCGAAGUGCGUCUUCGACGAGGAGUUCAAGUUCAUCCUGCUGCCCAUCUCCUACAGCAUCGUCUUCGUGGUGGGGCUGCCCCUCAAUGCCUGGGCCCUGUGGAUGUUCAUCUCCAAAAUGAGGCCCUGGAACGCCACCACCACCUACAUGUUCAACCUGGCCGUCUCCGACACGCUCUACGUCCUCUCCCUGCCCACCCUGGUCUACUAUUACGCCGACCGCAACAACUGGCCCUUCGGGACCUGGUUCUGCAAGAUCGUGCGCUUCCUCUUCUACGCCAACCUCUACAGCAGCAUCCUCUUCCUCACCUGCAUCAGCGUCCACCGCUACAUGGGCAUCUGCCACCCCAUCCGCUCCCUGAAGUGGGUGAAGACCAAGCAGGCCCGCAUCGUCUGCGUGGCCGUCUGGCUCGUCGUCACCGUCUGCCUCGUCCCCAACCUCAUCUUCGUCACCACCAGCUCCAAGGGCAACAGCACCCUGUGCCACGACACCACCAAGCCCCAGGAUUUCGACCACUACGUGCACUACAGCUCGGCCGUCAUGGCCCUGCUCUUCGGGCUCCCCUUCCUGGUGAUCGUCGUGUGCUACUGCCUGAUGGCCAAGAGGCUGUGCAAGCCCGGCGUCUCCAGCCCCGGCCCCCGCAUGCCCUCCUACAAGCAGCGCUCCAUCAAGAUGAUCGUCGUCGUGCUCGCCGUCUUCGCCCUCUGCUUCGUGCCCUUCCACGUCACCCGGACCCUGUACUACACCUCCCGCUACUUCCAAGCCGACUGCCAGACCCUCAACAUCAUCAACUUCACCUACAAGAUCACUCGGCCCCUGGCCAGCAUCAACAGCUGCCUCGACCCCAUCCUGUACUUCAUGGCUGGGGACAAGUUCCGGGGGCGGCUACGCCGGGGGCCGCUCCGGCGCCUCCGGCCCGCGCCCGCAAGCGACCUGUCCUUGGUGUCCCCCUCCAUGGACAACCUCAUGGGUAGCAGCCACGCUGCUAGCGACGCCCGAGGGACAGGGACAGCGCAGAGCAGAGGCUGAUGCUGAGGGGCCAGAGGGGGUUCCAGUAACCUCACCUCUAGUCUCCAUGAGUCACAGCCCCUCUGGACUCCAUGGGGGCACCCUGGCACCCCCAGGUCCCUAAACCUGACCUGUCCUUGCAUAGCUUCUGUGGGGCAGAGACCACAGGGCUGAGGGCCGGUGGACAUUGGGCUUGUCCCAGCCCUGCCCUGCGAUGCUGUGGGAGGAGGUUGACAGGACAGGCACCAGGCACCCAUGAGAGUGGGAAGGGUGCUGAGAAAGCCAUUUUGGGGAGGCAAGCUGGCGUCCCAGCCUGGGGCACUGCUGGGGACAGAUGUGGGGAUGACAGGUCACUAAAGAGAAGUGACACUGGUUCCUUAGUGACACUGCUUCCUUAGUGACACUGGUUCCUUCCUGGGUGCACGCAGCCCUUUCAGUCUGCUUGACAGCAAUAUGGG